Molecule: messenger RNA, 1053 nt
Organism: Psilocybe cubensis
Lineage: Eukaryota; Fungi; Basidiomycota; Agaricomycetes; Agaricales; Agrocybaceae
Exons: 5
Coding region: 1-1053 (350 amino acids)
Molecular function (GO): metalloendopeptidase activity
Source: RefSeq, a predicted model, not a curated record
AUGUUCUCUUUUGCUAUGCGAAAUGCUCUCAUCGCUCUGACCACUCUAGCCGUCGCUGCUUCCGCUGCUUCUUCCCUUUCGCUGGAAAUAGCAGGUCCUGAUCAGGUUCAGACGGUGGAGAGCCUCAACGUUAUGGCCACUAUCACCAACACAGGAGACGAGGCAAUCAAAAUUCUCAAUGAUCCCCGAGGCCCUCUGUCCAAGCUCCCCACUGAUACCUUCACCAUUACUGAUUCCACAGGCGCUAAACCUGCUUUUACUGGGAUCAAAGUCAAGUAUGUGCCAAAGACUGCCGCUUCUAUUGGCGCAUACACCACCUUAUCCCCUGGCGAAUCCAUCAAAGUCUCGCAUAACCUCGGUGAGGCGUAUAACUUUACCGCACCAGGGGCUGGCGCAUACGACAUCCAGGCCAAUAACCUCUUCUACAUCGUCAAACCCGACAACUCUGUCUCCCCUAUUUACGCAGACCAUGCCUCGUCGCACCGCGCCCAUAUCUCUGGAAAGCUGGCGGUAACCCGACCCGGUGCUGGCGCCCUCUCCAAACGCGCAAGCUACACUGGCUGCAGCUCCUCGCAGCAGUCCGCGCUCGUCUCCGCCGCAUCAGCAGCGCAAAGCUAUGCCGCAAGCUCGCUGUCCUACCUCAAGUCGCACACGUCCGCGACAACGCGGUACACGACAUGGUUCGGGACUUACACUGCUGCCCGUUAUUCCACUGUCCUAUCGCAGUACACCAAGAUAAACUCGAACACGUUCUCGUCGUUCACAUUUGAUUGCACAUGCACCGAUUCUGGCACGUAUGCGUAUGUGUACCCCGAUACAUUUGGACAUGUAUACCUAUGUGGUGCGUUUUGGAGUGCACCCACCACUGGAACCGAUUCAAAGGGCGGAACCAUCAUUCACGAGUCUUCCCACUUCACCUCAAACGGCGGAACUGACGAUAACGCUUAUGGCCAGUCAGCUUGCAAGUCACUUGCGAAGAGCAACCCUGACUCGGCCGUAGAUAACGCCGACUCUCAUGAGUAUUUCUCUGAGAAUAAUCCUUCCCUCGCUUGA